AUGUCACAAGUUGGCCGUUCCCGGAGGAAGAAGCCAAAUUUCAUCACCGUCGAACUGGAACUCCUGACUAGUGACGAUGUUACCGAACCCUCCAUCCUCAGAAAUGAUACUCAAGCUAUGGCCAAUUCUCAGGAGAGCACAAUCGUUCCCAGGGCCCUGUUUCCCUACGGCAUCUACGCAGUAGACCCAACUCCUCGGGCCCGUGAACUCAUUCAUUUCAUACAUGUCGAGGCUGAGUACCUUUAUCGCCCAUUCCGACGAGAAUGGUUCUCCAUGGCAGUGGUUGAUGUCAGCGCCUACUAUAUAUCACUCGCCAAUGCGUCCCUGUACAUGAACAGAAUCAAGUACCAGGGCAGCUUGGAGUAUAGUGAUUGCCUGGAGUCGUCCGAUUACUACCGUACAUGCUUGGCCACCAUGUCCAAAAGACUCGAAUCCAACACUGAACGAUCGAGUGAAGGCGUCAUUACCACCAUUCUCGGUUUCUUGUGCCAUGAUUCAAAUGUCAGCAAUUGGCCAAGGUGGGCUGUUCAUAUGAAUGGUCUUCAACAAGUGUUGCAGCUCCGCGACAAUUCGCAAACCCUCAGCGGUCAAAUUGCGAUAUUCCUCUCUUGGAUGGAUAUCAUAGGCUCGGCCGUCUCCGACACCAUGCCUCGUUUUAAUCUACCUGUCGAAUUGAAACCCGUUGAAUCGCAACCACACGCCGCCUCGCCAUAUCUUCAAUCAGUUUUAUCCAACCUAAGAUCCCUCAACUCUGUUGCACUUAACGAUGUCGCUCUCUGUCUUGAAGAUGCCAGUUAUGUUGCUGACAUUGCUAACUCUCACGCAGAGGAACCCCUGUUCUGGAAUAACGGCAUCAAUGGCACAAGGCUGAUCGGUCCGCUUUCUCACCAGCUGCUCUCACUUCCGAGAGUAUCUGAAACUAUUCCCACUUUCUCCAAUUAUCGAGAUGAAGCGUUACGAGAAAUGACCAGACUCGCACUCCUGGUUGUCCUGGCCAGACUGAAGCUGGCCUUUAUCCGCAUUGCGGAUGAGCUCGUGCCUUUGCAGGAGCGCUUCGCCCGGAUGUUCCUCCACACCUGUAGUCCAUACGACGAAUUUUCAGACCUUCAGCUUUGGGCACUCGGUAUUGUUGGGUCUAUGGCUUCUCAAGGCCCAACCCGCAAUCUCUACCUCAGUCAAGUUCACAAGUGGGCGGCAUUGAUGCAAAUCAAGUGCGGAGCUAAAGCUUUCCACUUGAUACGGCAAAUUAAUCUCAUUGAUGAUAUGAUGGGCCCGGGUGUGAGGGCUUUACUCAUUGAAAGCAUCUGCUUCGACCAAAGGUGUUGUAAAGAGGAGCACGACCCUGUUUAA
This is a messenger RNA of Exophiala bonariae, 1350 nucleotides long. RefSeq lists its product as uncharacterized. The coding region runs from base 1 to 1350 and encodes 449 amino acids. Lineage: Eukaryota; Fungi; Ascomycota; Eurotiomycetes; Chaetothyriales; Herpotrichiellaceae. The record is from RefSeq and is a predicted model, not a curated record. The transcript is spliced from 4 exons.